Molecule: messenger RNA, 1281 nt
Organism: Colletotrichum scovillei
Lineage: Eukaryota; Fungi; Ascomycota; Sordariomycetes; Glomerellales; Glomerellaceae
Product: HAD-superfamily subfamily IIA hydrolase
Exons: 3
Coding region: 1-1281 (426 amino acids)
Biological process (GO): glycerophospholipid biosynthetic process
Cellular component (GO): mitochondrion
Source: RefSeq, a predicted model, not a curated record
AUGGCUCCCAAUCACCGAGCUUCGUCCACCGGCAGCUUCAUCGAAAGCAUUCAAGCUGCCCGGAAGCAACUGGACAACAUGGCAUUGGGUACUCCUGAUUCCUCGCUCGACGGUUCGGAAGCAUCAUCCCCUGGCAACUCUCCUGUCGGAAGCCCUGCUAGCGCUCUUUCACCCGUCACCCCUUCGAUAAGCGUCGAUGCUCCCGUGGCCGAUAGCUUCGCUUUCGCCUUCGACAUUGAUGGUGUCCUUAUCCGUGGUGGCCGUGCCAUUCCCGAGGCCGUUGAGGCCAUGAAGGUACUCAACGGCGAGAAUGAAUACGGCAUUCAGAUUCCUUAUAUCUUCCUUACGAACGGAGGCGGCAAGACCGAAGAAGAAAGAUGUGGUGACUUGUCAAAACAGAUGGAGAUCGAAAUCUCUCCCGCACAAUUCAUCUGCGGCCACACUCCCAUGAGGGAAAUGGCCGACCGAUUCAAGACUGUCUUGGUUGUUGGUGGAGAAGGCGAGAAGUGCCGUCAAGUUGCUGAAGGCUACGGCUUCAAGGAUGUCAUCACGCCCGGCGAUAUCAUCAAGCACAACUCGGCCACAACACCAUUCCGCAAGCUUACGCCCGACGAGCUCAAGAACUCUCGCGAGCCCGGCGAUAUUCAAAUCAUGCUCGAUAUCGCAAUGUCCAAGGGCGGCAAGAUCGGUACUCUGAGUGAGACCUUUGAUGAGGGCCCACCAAUUUACUUCUCUCACAACGAUGUCGUCUGGUCUGCGGCCCACGACAACGUGCGUUUGGGUAUGGGUGCUCUCCGCCGCAUGCUCGAGGUCGCCUUCAAGGACGUUACCAAGAAGAAGGGCAAGCUCCACACACACGCCUUCGGUAAGCCCCAGGUCAGCACAUUCGAGUUUGCGACGAGGCUCUUGCAACAAUGGAGACGCCAGCAGCACGGCCUCGACGCCCCUCCCGACACUGUCUACUUUGUCGGCGACACUCCCGAGUCCGAUAUUCGCGGCACGAACCUGUACGACGAGCACGCGGACAACGAGUGGCACAGCAUCCUGGUCAAGACCGGUGUCUACCAAGAUGGUACGGAGCCGGCUUACAAGCCCAAGGCUACCGUCAACACCGUCCUGGACGCCGUGCGCUACGGUAUCCAGCGCGAGAUUCGCAAGCGGGUCGUCACCUCGCUGCGCAAGGACAUCCUCGGCGAAGAAGAUUGCCUUCGCGCCAUGCAGGAGAAGGGUAGCGCGUGUUACACUCCCCUGGAGGAGCGUACGCAACCAAUCUUGGGUUAA